UUUUUCGGGUCUGCAGUGGACGCCGACACCGACGCCGGCAGUAUCAGCAGCAGAAGCAACAGCAGCAGCAGAAGCAGCAAUAGCAAUCGCAGCGCCAGGCAUCAGGCAGCUGCGGUAAAAAAGCUCCGACGCGUUCGGGGCUGCGCUUGCGCUGUGGUCUGUGUAACCGAUUUUUUGGCCACUGCUAAAUCAUUGAAGUAACUUUCGUCUGCAGUCAUUUGCUUAAAGUUAGUGAACGUGCUAGUAUCGCGUAUCUGGCGGCGCGGCUUCCAGCAAUCGAAUCAAAGAAAAAAAAACAAAGAGAAAAAGAAAAACCCAGUCCGUUCCAAACUUUGAUCAAUUUUCAUCACGGUUUUUUAUUGGCUUUUUGUUUAUUCUCUUGCCUUCGAGAGCUUAAAGUUUGUGUGUUGUUUUUUGAAUUCACAGCAGAACAGAAGUCCCGUUCCUUCGCCCACAAAGAUGCAGUACACAAAGUGCAAAACGAUGCUGAUGCUGGCCGUACUAUCGUUAUCGCUAACGCUAUCGCUAUCGGCUCCAUCGCCUCAGCAGCUCAACGCCGAAGUGGAGUCCACGCUGCAGGACAGCAGCGACAGCGACCCGGACCUUAAUCCAAUCAAUGCAGAGGAGGUGUUAGGCGAUGGCCAAGAGCGCAACAAAAGAAAACUACCCGAUGCGACAUUCGAGGCCAAGAAUGCGGUGCUCGGCUUCGUGUUUGGUAAAAUCGACAACUUCCUGGACACGAAGACCCGUGUGAUCGAGCAGCUGGAUCGCUCAAACAUCGAGAAGAACAAGCAGUGGGACAUCAAGUCGCCGGUGCCCAUCAAGGACUUCCAGACCCUGAUCACAGCCGUCGUCUCGCCGAAGAUCCGUUCGUUGGGCAACAUUGCCAAUGACCUCACCACCGGUGUCCUGACGACCAUCACCGCCUUCAGUGGCUCCUCGUCGGGCAAUGGAAAUGCGAACGCCGGCCUGGGCAACGUUGUCUCGAAGUUCUUGAGCUUCUCCGGUCCCAUCCUGCAGGGCUCCUCGGGCGGCGUCAACGGCAUAGGUGGGGUGACGACACCAGCCCCGGACUCGGACGAGGCGGGCUACUAAACAGGAGCCAAGACCUAGAAGCCAGGCAGAGCGCAAUGAGAGCUAAACCUUGGUUGAACCUUGUAAUUUAUCGUUAUCCUCGACCAAUCCUUAGAUUCCAUCACUCUUGCGGUGCGGAUGCGGAGCAAAAUCUUGUUGAAUUCCCCCCCCCCCCUGUUUUUGUUUCUUCACACCCUAGUUAAGAUCCACUUUAAGCAUUGUUUCAUGUUUGUACAUACAUUCGGCAUAUAUAUUAAUACUAUAUCAAUCAACCCACUCUAUGACUCUAUGGCGAUCGAAAAUAAACGACAAAAAACACACACAAAAAACAUAAAACAGAAAAACCGUACUCGAAAUUUUGAUUUCAGUUCUGCGGCUGGCGGCUGGCGGCUGGCGGCUGCCGUCUCCAUGGCCAUGGCCUUGUCUGGGGUCGUGGGCAAGCCGAGGCAGGCACGAGCCGGGGGCAAAGACCUGAGCGAUGCCACGGACAUCAGCAGCGACAACGUGUCGUUCGAGCUACCCGACGA
Molecule: messenger RNA, 1601 nt
Organism: Drosophila pseudoobscura
Lineage: Eukaryota; Metazoa; Arthropoda; Insecta; Diptera; Drosophilidae
Exons: 5
Coding region: 460-1095 (211 amino acids)
Source: RefSeq, a predicted model, not a curated record